This is a messenger RNA of Austrofundulus limnaeus, 831 nucleotides long. The record is from RefSeq and is a predicted model, not a curated record. Lineage: Eukaryota; Metazoa; Chordata; Actinopteri; Cyprinodontiformes; Rivulidae.
AUGGAGAGUUACGGGMUUGAGCUGGAAUGCGAGCAUUUCAGCUGUUCUGUGUGUCUGGAUCUCCUCAAAGAUCCGGUUUCUCUCUGCUGUGGACACAGUUACUGCAGAAGCUGUAUUGAGAGUAGCUGGGACACGGAGGAAGAAAAGGGUGAAUACAGCUGCCCUCAGUGCAGGGAGACCUUCCAUCCCAGGCCUAGGGAAAUUAGGUAUGACUGUGUUGUUCUGAAGAGGAACAACAUGCUGGCUGAGGUUGUGAAGAAGCUGAAAAAAAGAGGCCAAAAACUUCCCCUCCCUUUGGAAGUGCCUCGGACUGAUGUCGACCCAGCAGACGACACUUGUGACUUUUGUGGGCCCAGACGGAGCAAAGCAACAAAAACCUKCCUGACCUGUUUGGCAUCUUACUGUGAUGAACACGUCCAGCCUCACUACAGCGUUUCAGUGCUGCAGCAGCACGAGCUGGACUCUGUUCAGACUUUGCUGAAUGACUGUAAUGAGAUCUUCGCCCACAUGAUCUCCACCAUACAAAGAAGAUGCAGUGAAGUGGAGCAGCUUAUCAAAACUCGGGAGAAAACUGUUGUCAGUCAAGCUGAAAAGCACAAGGAGCAGCUGGAGGAAGAGCUCACCAAGCUGAGGRGGAGGGAUGCUGAACUGCAGGGCCUACUGAAUUCUGACAACCUUGUUUACUUAAUGCAGGCUGAACACACUGCUGAGAGGCCAAGAACACACAAUACAGCUGAAGACAAUCUGCCUCCCAACCACCAACCAUCUGCUUCAACUUACCUGUCCAGACAGGCUCAGGACAUCUGGCUCUUUCACCCCAUCACCAAGUAG